Alternaria incomplexa is the source of this 1470-nucleotide messenger RNA. RefSeq lists its product as uncharacterized. Gene Ontology annotation, biological process: monosaccharide transmembrane transport. Lineage: Eukaryota; Fungi; Ascomycota; Dothideomycetes; Pleosporales; Pleosporaceae. The transcript has 3 exons. Gene Ontology annotation, molecular function: hexose transmembrane transporter activity. The record is from RefSeq and is a predicted model, not a curated record. Gene Ontology annotation, cellular component: membrane. The coding region runs from base 1 to 1470 and encodes 489 amino acids.
AUGGACCCGCGUUCGUGGUUCAGCAGCCUGACGGGCUACUUUGUCUACAUCCUGUCUAUUGCGACUCUCGGCCCGCUCCUCUUCGGCUUUCACCUGUCUGAGCUGAACGCGCCCGAAGAUGUCAUCCGCUGUAAACGCAAGUCUAUCACGUCGGCCGUCGCUGGCCCGAACCUCCCGCAAUGUAUCGAGAUGAGCCCAACCGAAUGGGGCGUCGUGGGGUCGCUGUACACAAUGGGAGGUCUGGUAGGAGCGCUCUCAGCAGGGCCAGUGGCAGGCAAAUACGGCCGCCUCAGGUCUAUGCAGCUAUUUUCGAUCUUCUUCGCCGUGGGCCCGAUCUUCGAGGCGCUGAGUCCAAACAUUGGAGUCAUGGCGUUUGGACGGCUGUUGUCAGGAGUCGGUGCAGGCGCGGCCGUCGUCAUUGUGCCCCUCUACAUCUCUGAGAUUGCACCGCCGGGCGAGAAGGGCUUCUUCGGUGCCUUUACACAGAUCGGGUGCAACGUGGGCAUCCUGAUCACGCAGUUGCUGGGCUACUUCUUGAGCCACGACUCUUACUGGAGGCUCAUCUUGGCCAUUGGAGGUGUCAUCGGUGCUGUACAAGGCGCCGGACUGCUGCUGUCGGUCGAGAGCCCAAAGUACAUCGCAGAGCAGGGUAAUGUCUCGCUCGCGAAGAAGACUUUGCGCAAGAUCAGAGGAGAACAUGCAGACAUUGAAGACGAGAUGAACGACUGGGGAGUCUCGGGCUCCGGCAAUGUCAGUGAGGAGGAGCAGACACUACUGAGCAACGAAGAUGGGUCGGCUGAGGCGAGGCCCAAGGAAUCCGGCAAAGAACAGACGCUGAGCAUCAUGCAAGUCUUCCGCCAUCCCGACUACCAAAAAGCCGCCAUUGCUGUCGUCAUGGUCAUGCUGGCGCAGCAGUUCAGCGGCAUCAACAGCAUCGUCAUGUACGGCGUGUCGCUCCUAGCAGGCUUGCUCGAGUCCAACUCUGCGCUGCUCAACCUUGCCGUCUCAGCGCUCAACAUCAUCGUCACCGCCGGCUGCGCGCCCCUUGCUGACAAACUGGGUCGCAAGGUCUGCCUGCUCAGCUCUCUUGCCAUCAUGGGCACGAGCUCGCUCCUACUUGCUAUUGGCAUCAUCAAGUCAAUCUCUGUCCUUUCCGCAGUUGCUGUCCUGCUGUUCGUAUCCGGCUUCGCUGUUGGUCUUGGCCCGGUGCCCUUCAUCCUAGCGAGCGAGCUGGUUGGCCCGGAUGCUGUCGAUGCAACACAAAGUAUUGCGCUCGGGGCCAACUGGAUCGCUACAUUCAUCGUGGCACAGUUCUUCCCGCUAGCAAGCGCAAAGCUGCACGGAUAUGUCUACUUUAUUUUCGCGGCACUGUCAGCGUUCUUCUUCGUUUUCAUCACGUGGUUUGUGCCCGAGACGAAAGGCAAGAAGAACGCAGACGAGGUUUGGGGUAGAGAGCGUCGGGUGGAUUGA